CAAGAACCGAUUGAUGUCGUUUCAGAUAUGGGGUGACAAUUUUCCUUUAUUUUCUGUCGGAGUGGUUAUGUUACUAAUAUAAAAUGCAGGGGCUAUGGAGCUUAAUAGGAAAGAUUGGCACUGGUGCUGCUCAAAAUUUUCCCUACGAGAUUGGUGAAAAAGCAGGGAGCCUAGCGGACAAGUCUGUGUGGACACUACAUGAAGGGAAAAAAAAAGGUACUGGAGAAGCUGUGUCUGUGUUUAUUCACGAUGUCAAGUCAUCUUCAGAGGACAAGGUUCAAACAGCCAAGUUAGCCCUCAGAAGACUGAAAACUCUUCGACAUCCUAAUAUUGUGAGGUAUAUUGAUGGUCUUGAGUCUGAUACAGUUAUUUAUCUGGUGACAGAGCCUGUUCAACCACUGGAAGUACUAUUAAGCGAAGAUGAGAACUCAAAGGCUGAUUUUGCCAUUUCUUGGGGAUUGCAUCAAAUUACAGCUGGUCUCAGUUUUCUGAUAAAUGAUUGCAGUUUGAUUCAUGGUAAUGUGUGCAUGGCAUCAGUGUUUGUAGAUAUUGCAGGCGAGUGGAAGCUUGGUGGCGUUGAUUACCUUAAACCUGUUGAUCCAUCAUCAAACACUGAAGAACCUGAUCUACCUAGACUGCCAGUUUUACAAGUUUAUGAACCUCCAGAGGGAAGAAAAUAUAGUAAAGGCAACAAGAAGGCUGAAAAAUGGUCAGCAGAUAUGUGGGGUCUUGGAUGUCUGAUCUGGGAAGUGUUCAAUGGUCCAUUGUCCAGGACAGGUGCCUUGAAGUCUGUUGGAAAGAUUCCAAAGAACUUGGUUACAGACUAUGUACAACUUGUAGGUGCUAAUCCUAAGAGCAGACCAAACCCAGCAAAAUUUCUACAGGAAUGUCGAACUCAAGGCCAUUACCUUAAAAACAGCUUUGUUGACGCUAAUUUGUUCUUACAAGAAUUGCAGAUAAAGGAGCAAAAAGAACAGAAGCAAUUCUUUCAAUCUCUCAGCUCAUCAUUAGACUUGUUUCCUCAACAAUAUUGCAAGCACAGAAUUCUUCCUCAAUUGCUGAAUGCUUAUGAAUAUGGAUCAGCUGGUUCUGCUGUCUUGGGGCCACUGUUCAAAGUUGGUAAACUCUUGGAUACAGAUGAAUAUCAACAGAAAAUUGUGCCAUGUGUGGUCAAACUGUUUUCAUCCACGGAUAGGGCAACACGCAUCCACUUAUUACAACAGCUUGAUAAUUUUGUACAACACUUGAAGCCAUCUACAGUGGAUGAGCAGAUCUUUCCUCAUGUUGCUUUGGGAUUUGGUGACACUAUUCCAGCCAUGAGAGAGCAGACAGUCAAGUCCAUGUUGCUUCUUGCUUCAAAAUUAAGUGAAAAGACAAUUAAUAAUCAGCUGUUGAAAUAUUUUGCAAAACUUCAAAUGGAUCAAGAGCCUGGCAUCAGAACAAACACCACAGUUUGUCUGGGAAAAAUUGCAGUGCACCUCCCACUAGCUACACGGCAAAAGGUACUGAUUCCAGCAUUCUUGCGUGCCUUAAGGGACCCUUUUCCUCCUGCUCGUAUAGCUGGUGUGAUGGGUUUCUUUGCCUCAGCUGAGUAUUUCAGUUUAAAGGAGAGUGCACUCAAGAUCUUACCAGCUUUGUGUACUCUGACUGUGGACCCAGAACGGAAAGUCAGAGAUCAGGUUUUUAAAGUUAUCAAGGUGUUUCUGACAAAGAUUGAAAAAGCUUCAGAGGAUCCAGAAUCUACUAUGAAUCAGGCUGAAGCUGAACAAACCCCAGAGUCAACAGCUGCAGGCAGCUCCUGGACUGGCUGGGCUGUCAGCUCCCUAACAUCAAAGCUGUACCGAGGAGGAAGCGCCUCGGGAGGAAUCACUGAACCUGCAGACAAGAGUGAGCCUGGAAAAGGUACCCACCCAGUUGGGGAAACAGAUGACAGUAAAAUGAGAAAGGAAAUUCGUCCAGGUGUGAAACAGGCAACAGGCGAAGAUAAAGAUGAGGACUCAGGGAGUGACUCUAGUGGCAAGUGGAGUGGGAACGAGUGGAAUGGGCGCGAUUGGAAUGAUGGACAGGAACCUGAUAUGGGCGAUCUAAAGAGUGAUCUACUAGCUGCGAAAGAGGAAAUUGCAGCUUUGCAGAAUGCAAAAGAGCUGUCGUAUCUCAGACGCCCUGCAAAUCUUGCGGCGGAAGACGACGGAGCGGAAAGUGGAAGCGACUAUGGUGACUGGGGAGAGAAUGAUGAUUGGUCAGUUGACAGUUUUUCUUCGCCAUCUUCCUUUACAAGUAAAUCCUCCCUGAGUAGACCUGAAAACAAAAAGGCUGUUCAGCAAGCAAGAGCAAAAUCAACGCUGCAGAAGCCUUCGCGCUUUGAUCAAGAAACCUCAUUAUUAGAAAUGCUGGACGAAAAUUCCGGUCAGGUGCCAGCUGCAGCCCCCGACUGCGUUGGUGAUACGCGUGCUCCAAAGAUCAAAAGUAAAACUGUUCAAAGUGCUUUGAAGUCGUCUCAACGAAGCAAAGCGAAGUGCAAUACUGACAACCCUCCUCAGCUUACAGAGGCUGAAGGAGAUGCGUGGGAUGUAGGGGACUGGGGAUCAUUUGAAGAACCUACCAGCAGUGCACCUGGUACACAGUCAAAUACUAAAAGCGCCCUGGGUGAUGAGUGGGGUCAGGGUGAGAAGGAUGCGCCGGACUGGAGCCAAGACAAGUCCAGUAAAGCGGAACUCUUGAAAAAGAGGAGAGAGGAAAGGCGGCAGCGACUGCAGGCUCAAAAGGAUAAGCGAGCCACAGGAGGAAAAGGACCAAUGAAGCUUGGAGCUGUUAAAAUGCAGUGAAUAGUGAUAAGCCACGACCUGUAUCUGAUGCAGCAACACGAUCAGACAGUAGCGGAAGAAAUGAAUCCUAAUAACGAUGACAAUCAGAUGACUUCGUUUCUGAAAGAUAUGGGGAAAAAGUCACCCUCGACGUUCCUAGCCUUCCAAUGAAGCUUUUUCUCUUGCACCUAAUAGACUGUGAAAUAAAACUUUGGAUUUGACAAAGUUGAUAUAUUUUUUUAAUACCAUAACCAAAAAGAGGGAGAUUUCAAACUUUGGUUCGCUUUUGACAUCGACUAAUGGUAACAAGAAAUUAAAUCAAUUUUGAAAUAUAAUAUAUUUAUAUCAGAUUAACACCAUAUGGAUGGAAGGAGUCUAUGAUACAUCAAUAGAAAUCAUGUCAAAAUGUUACCACAGUUGCUGGUCCAAAAGUAAUAAUGACUGCAGCUGACUGUGGUUUCAUUGCUUAAACAAUUCAUCGGAAUAAUCGUCUCUUCUGAUGAAUGUGUAUUGUUAGAUAUAACUAGGAAGCCUUUAGGGCAAUUUAUUUACGUUAUAGAAGGCGAUUAACGAUUCAGGGGCAGUUGGUUUUUAUAGUAGUUUUUUUGCAUACCCUGAAUACCAAAUAACACAGAACAACUAUUCUCACCUAAUUACUUACUAUGUGUGGAGGCACUAGCAAGUGCCGCACCGACAAAGUAUUGAAAAUGGUCAGUUAAUUAGGGCAAGUCUCACUUUCGACGCGUGAAUCCAGACACGUUGUCCAACCUCAAGUGGGGCAUCAGCAGAGUUCUUGUCAUAUUGAAGUUUCAUGAACUGUUAAUUUCUUGCGAUGUUAGAGAGUGAACUGCCUCUAUCUGUCGUACGAUGCGUGCACGACGCUUAUCAACAGAAGUUGACGUUGCAUAACAAUUAUUAUUUUCAGUACUUUAAAAUCAUCUCCAAUGUGUAAUUGAACUCGAGCAAUAGUUUUCAUACCGGUCCUACUCCCCUUGAACUAGAAUAGACGGCCUUAACUGCA
This is a messenger RNA of Pocillopora damicornis (cauliflower coral), 3825 nucleotides long. Its product is annotated as N-terminal kinase-like protein. Gene Ontology annotation, biological process: protein phosphorylation. Gene Ontology annotation, molecular function: ATP binding; protein kinase activity. NCBI's taxonomy places the organism in Eukaryota, Metazoa, Cnidaria, Anthozoa, Scleractinia, Pocilloporidae. The record is from RefSeq and is a predicted model, not a curated record.